This is a messenger RNA of Kwoniella shivajii, 264 nucleotides long. RefSeq lists its product as uncharacterized. Gene Ontology annotation, biological process: monosaccharide transmembrane transport. Bases 1 to 264 code for a protein of 87 amino acids. The record is from RefSeq and is a predicted model, not a curated record. Gene Ontology annotation, cellular component: membrane. Gene Ontology annotation, molecular function: hexose transmembrane transporter activity. NCBI's taxonomy places the organism in Eukaryota, Fungi, Basidiomycota, Tremellomycetes, Tremellales, Cryptococcaceae. The transcript has a single exon.
AUGGGUCUGGGCCCUGUGACAUGGGUAGUUCUACCCGAGGUCAUGCCUGCACAUGCUGUCACCGCUGCUGGAAGCAUUGGCCUUGCGGUCAAUUGGUCCACAAACUUUUGCAUUAGUGCGAUUUUCCUACCUGUGCAGAAAUGGUUGAGUGGGGGCAAAGAUGCAAGCGAGGGCAACGUAUUUUUCGUACUUGCUGUGACCUGCCUCGCUGCUAUCAUAGGUAUGAAAGUCGCUUUCAAAGCUCAAGAUAGAGUUGCAUUGUAA